Messenger RNA from Coccomyxa subellipsoidea C-169, 2715 nucleotides. RefSeq names its product WD40 repeat-like protein. Lineage: Eukaryota; Viridiplantae; Chlorophyta; Trebouxiophyceae; Coccomyxaceae. Gene Ontology annotation, cellular component: Pwp2p-containing subcomplex of 90S preribosome; small-subunit processome. The coding region runs from base 1 to 2715 and encodes 904 amino acids. Gene Ontology annotation, biological process: rRNA processing. The record is from RefSeq and is a predicted model, not a curated record. The transcript has 18 exons. Gene Ontology annotation, molecular function: protein binding.
AUGGCGGUUCCACUCUUUCAGCCUUUCAGAGCGUUGGGAUACAUCACCGACGAUAUACCCUUCGCAGUCCAAAGGUUGGGCAGAGAAGCUUUUGUGACUGUAAGCGCAGGGAAGGCUUGGCAGGUGUACAACUGCAGUCAGCUCCGGCUUUCUCUGGUUGGACCACAGCUGCCGCACACCAUCCAGGCGCUGGCUAGCAAAGGAGAGUUGGUGUUUGCCGCUGUCAAAGGCGACAUCAUCGCAUGCAAGCGAAUGCACAGGGAAGGCGUGUACAGCGGGCAUACUGGAACUAUCCUGCAGCUGCUGUGCAUGGGGGACCAUCUGCUGAGCCUGGGCAGUGAUAGCAAGUUGCUGCUGUGGAAGAUUGGUGAUUUUGACAAGCCCCAGGUGUCGAUGGACCUGGGAGAUGGCUUCAGUCCUGCCUGCAUGGCGCACCCAGACACAUACCUGAACAAGGUCUUGGUUGGGGGCGCAAAGGGCCGCAUGCAGCUGUGGAACUUCAGCAAGGGAGUGCGCCUUUUCGAGUUCACUGUGGCCGACAGCGACGUCAAGUGCAUCGUGUCCUCGCCUGCCCUUGACGUUGUGGGCGUUGGUCUGGCUGACGGGCGAGCACUGCUCCACAACAUCCGCUUUGAUGAGCCGGUGGCAUCGUUUGCGAAUGCAUCUGGCACUGGCACCAAUGAUGAGGCGUUCCUGGGUGCCGGAGUGCCGCUGAUGGCGGCGGGCGGCGGCGCGGGCGCGAUCACAGUGUGGGAUCUGGAGAAGCGGCGGCUGCACACGAUCAUCCGCGAUGCGCACGACGCGCCAAUCACGACGCUGCACUUCUUCCCGGGCGAGCCGCGGCUGAUGAGCGCCGGCGCCGACAACGCGAUCAAGCAGUGGGUGUUCGACGCGAUCGACGGCACCGCUCGGCUGCUGCGCUUCCGGAGCGGCCAUGCCGCGCCGCCCACGUGCCUCAAGUACUAUGGGGAGGCUGGCACGCGCCUGCUCUCCGCAGGCCAGGACAGGGCGUUCCGCAUGUUCUCGGUGAUCCAGGACCAGCAGAGCAGCGAGCUGAGCCAGGGGCACAUCGCCAGCCGGGCCAAGCGCCUCAAGGUGGACCAGCAGGAGCUCAAGCUGCCCCGCGUCACCGCCCUCGACGCCUGCCAGCUGCGUGAGAGGGACUGGUGCAACGUGAUAUCGGCGCACGAGGGUGACACGGCGGCGUACACGUGGCGGCUGAGUCACCUCUCGCUGGGGGAGCAUGUGCUGCGGCCGCGACGCAAGCGCGAGCGGGGCGCAGACGCCGCGCCGGACGCCCCGGUGACGGCCGUCGCGAUCAGCUGCUGCGGCAAUUUUGGCCUGGUCGGCACCGCCGCUGGUCGCGUGGACCGCUAUAACAUGCAGUCCGGCCUGCACCGCGGCUCCUAUAACAGGCAUGCUGCCAAUAUUAUUGCUAUAUUAUUUAAUGCGCACGAGGGAGCUGUGGUGGGCGUGGCAGCGGAUGCCUGCAACAAGCUGCUGGUGACGGGGGGACUGGACGGGCGGCUGCGCAUCUGGGCCUUCAAGGGGCGCCAGAUGAGGGAUGAGAUUGCUCUGGGCAGCCCCCCCACCCACCUGUGCCACCACGCCAACAGCGCCCUGCUCUCUGUCGCCUGCGACGACCUUGUCAUCCGCAUGUAUGAUGUUGAGGCGGUGAGGAGCGUGCGCCAGUUCAAGGGCCACACAGACCGCAUCACGGACCUGCACAUGAGCGCAGACGCCCGCUGGCUGCUGUCCGCCUCGCUGGACGGCACCGUGCGCGCCUGGGACGUUCCCUCCUCCAUGUGCCUCCAGGCAAGCACACCGGUGACAGCGCUGAGCCUGAGCCCGGCCAUGGACAUGCUGGCGACCGCCCACGUGAACCGCCGCGGCAUCUACCUCUGGUCCAACUCAGCCAUCUACGGCUCCGGCGCCGACAUCCGGCCGUCCAACAAGCCCGUCGACGCGCGCCUGCCCGCCCUCUCAGCCGAUGAGGAGAUGGAAGAGGCGGGGCCGAGCGGGCGUGUAUCUGUGGUGGAUGCCAGCGGGGCGCCGGUGCCGCUGCACCCGGCGCUGGUGACGCUCGCGCUGCUGCCGCGCAGCCAGUGGCAGGGCCUCGUGCACCUGGACGCCAUCAAGGAGCGCAACAGGCCGACUGAGCCGCCCACAAAGCCAGCAGCGGCGCCGUUCUUCCUGCCCACCAUACCUGGCCUGGAAGGCAACCCGGUGUUUGACACAGAAGCAGACGCCGAUCAGAAUAUAGAGGAGGAUGAUUCAUUGCAGGGUCUGAAUGCCACGCCACCUGUGUCGGAUCUGGCACGGCUGCUGCUGGAGGGCCGCCGAGCUAAGGACUACACACCACUGCUGAGCUAUCUGCGCGGCUUAAGUCCUUCAAAGCUGGAUGGAGAGCUGCGUGCCAUGCAGGUGCGAGCACUCCCUCACUUUGAACCAGGCAGCAAGGAGGAGCUGCAGGACCUGUGCAGGCUGCUGGACUUCCUCACAGUCGAGCUGGCCGCCAAUCGCAAUUAUGAGUUCAUGCAGGCGCUGCUUCGACUCACACUGCAGGUGCACGGAGAGGCGAUUGUGCAGGAGACAAAGCUGCGCAAGCGGGCAGUGAAGUUGGAGGAGAUUGUCAGAAAUCAAUGGGGCCGUAUGGAUGACCUGUUCCAGACUACUCGCAGCACGUUGUCCUUCCUUGGUAAUCUGCAAACGUAG